Messenger RNA from Gastrolobium bilobum, 2352 nucleotides. Its product is annotated as meiosis-specific protein ASY3. The transcript has 9 exons. Gene Ontology annotation, biological process: meiotic cell cycle. The record is from RefSeq and is a predicted model, not a curated record. Lineage: Eukaryota; Viridiplantae; Streptophyta; Magnoliopsida; Fabales; Fabaceae. The annotation marks the transcript as partial.
GAGCAAGCGAGUAUUAGUCGGAGUUUUGGCAGCAAUAUUCAUCCGUCUAGCCAGUCAAGGAAAAUUUCUAUAGGAAUUAUGGCAGAUUCAAAAGCGAGCACAAGAUGUGGAGCCACGAAAGGGGACGGGGCUGUCAUUCCUAAUACAGAAAGGGUAAUCUCUAAUGUGGGAAAUUUCAUUGGAGAAAAAAGCAAAGUUGAAGGAGUGACAACUUCCUUUAAUACAAAGCAAAUUGAGGGUCCAGAAGCGGUGAAGUUUUCUUGGACCUCAAAAUCCGUUUACAAAAGAACACCUACUUCUGAGACCAUUCUUCAAGCCAACCAAGCCUCUACUUUCCUAGUCUCUCCAGGGGGCCCGGAUAAUCCGGAUGGAAUAGAGUGUGCAGCUGGGAAAAAUUCAGUUCAGCUUGUCUCAUAUCAGACUUCAAAUUUUCCUUCGAAUAAUUACAAGAAAUUUGAUGGGGAAACUAGCAAAAGGAAGGGAAGAAAGGAUGGGACCACUGAAAGGGUAGAGGAAUUUACAUUUAUCACUGCACCAGAAGUCUUCGAGUCUGAUAAAACCAAGCCAGAAGACAAAAUAAAUAGAACAGAGAAUAGAACUGAAAGUUUGAGGAUGAAGCUUCGCCAAAUAUUGGGGACCACUUCUUCCCCUAAGACUCAGCAUUCAGGUUCUCACGCUCGUAACAUGGAUGAUGAAAGUUUGCCGCUUGAACAGAAUUUGAACCAUGAGGAAAAUAAAUUUGUUAAGACCAGACAAAAUUCUGAUUCUAUAGAAUCUGAUUCAGAACAUCCUGAUCAUACACUUAAGAGGCCAGUAACUCGUUCUUGGAGCAGAAAGAAAGUGUCUUCCAAAAAUCAACCAGGAAAAGGUAAAAGUGUCCCAUCUUCAAAAGACACAGAGAAGCAUCGAGAAAAAAGUAUAUUCUCUUUUGAAGGUAAAAGGACUGGGAUGCGAGAUGGUUUUCCAAAUGAUGGUUCCUCAUUGUCUUUGAAGAAAAAUAAUCAGGCAAAGAAUUCCAGAAUUGGGCCACAUAAGAUCUGCUUCACUGAAAAUUAUACUGCAGAUAAACUUCAUCAAGACACUUCGAAGACGGAUCCACCACCGCUUGAUGGGGCAACAUCUUCACUUGGGAAUAAACUGGGAGGAUUUUUUGGUCGCUUACCUGAUCAUCAGACAAAAUGCCCUCAGACACGGAAAAUGAACCAAGAAAAAGAAUUUAACCUGCCACCAACUGUAAACAAUACAGAUCAGCAUGGAGAACUUGAGGUUUCAGAGAGUGGAAACCAGCAAGAAAAUAGAAGUAGUCCAGUUAUACAGACUGUUGCUAAUUCACAAGAUAAUUUUCAGAGUCCUACGUUUCAACUUAAUACACCUAUUUUAAGUUCUUCUCCUAGCUCAACACCAAAAAUAGACCAAAAGGAAAAUGAUGUUAGUAGUCCAGCAUCAACUGAAAAAAGAUUUUCUCUGAGAAACAUUUGUAAUUUAAGGACUUUCCAGGCUUUGGAGUCAGACUUCAACGGGCUAAGGGAACAAAGGCAAUCUUCUGAUAUGGAGGAGCUCAAGCGUUCUAUUCCCAGAAACGACAAAUCUUUUGAGAAUGAGAAAAGAGAGCAGGAUUGCUCAUCCGCUUCAUCAUCUGAAGAGAGGAACACUCCAGUAUCUCAUGAAGGUCCAAAAGUAAGACAUACUGCUGAGAGGAAAAGUUUUACGCUUCAUCCAAUCAAAAGGCUGUGCAAGCAUGAAGGCAUUAAAUUUAACGAUAGCAGUCCAGCUUCAGUGUCUUCAAAAGGAGAAAGUGAUUGGAUCGAUGAAGCUUCUGAGCAGAAUCAAGAUGGAUUUGCAAGGGCUGUUGAACUGUUAGCCUUGGAAUUGGGCAAACUUAAGAGCAAACUUAAGUCGAUGAUGAGUCAGAAAUCCGCAGAAAUUUUGAAGUCUGUUGCUGAAGAGAUACGUCUGCAGCUGCAGAAUGUUCAUUCUCAGAUUCAAACAGACAUAGGGAAGCUUACAAAUCUCAAUAAAUCAAAGAGAAAACGGCUAGAAUCAAGAUUUGAAGACCAGCAGAAACAGUUGAGCUUAAUAUAUGAUAGAUUCAAGGAAGAGGUUAAUCUGCAUCUACAGGAUUGCAGAAGUACUGUUGAAGGUCUUGAGGCAGAGCAGAAGGAGAUCAAGGGAGCCCUGGAAAAGCAAAGGGUAGCACAUAAGAAGCUUCUAUCGCAAGUUGAAGACGCAGUGGAGGUCCAAUUCAAUGACGCUCAAAGGAAAAUAACAGCCACCCAGGAGAUGGCAAGGGGAAAACUGCAGCAAUUGAAUCGUGUUAUAGCUAUGUGCUUGAAAGAGGGUAUUCUAAAUUGA